UCUGGGAGCGGCAGGAUGUGCGAAUGAGGGCGCGAGACAGAUAAACAGAGACACGCAGAACUUCAGCAAAGGGACAGAGGAGGAGACAGCAAAAUUAUUUAGGAGCAUUUAUAUACACGUGACACCUCGAAUCUGCACAAGUAUGUCUGUAAACUCUCCCAGUAGCAGUGAUGCAUGUUUGAGCAUCGUUCACAGUCUGAUGUGCCACCGGCAGGGUGGAGAGAACGAGGGAUUUGCCAAGCGUGCCAUUGAGAGCCUUGUGAAGAAACUAAAAGAGAAGAAGGACGAGCUGGAUUCUCUUAUAACCGCCAUCACUACGAACGGUGUCCACCCCAGCAAAUGUGUCACCAUCCAGAGGACACUGGAUGGCAGACUGCAGGUAGCAGGGCGAAAAGGCUUUCCUCAUGUCAUAUACGCUCGACUGUGGCGUUGGCCAGACCUCCACAAAAACGAGCUCAAACAUGUCAAGUUCUGCCAGUAUGCCUUCGAUCUCAAGUACGACAAUGUAUGUGUCAACCCCUAUCACUAUGAACGGGUGGUGUCUCCAGGCAUCGUUGGACUAAGCUUGCAUACCACAGCCAGGCCAAUAAAGGAAGAAUAUAUCCAUGACUGUAUUCAGAUGGAUGGUCCACCUAGAAUGCCCUCCCAACAAGAACAUCAUGCCCCAGAGCACUACAGCCAACAGCUGCCCCCUCUCCAGCUUCCUCCAGAGCCCCAUCGCCACGUCCCUCCUUCAGUAACCCUCUACCCCAGCCUGCCCCUCUCACCACCUUCGAGCAGCUCCAGAUUGUCCCUGCAGGGUAGCCAUUCGGAGGGCCUACUGCAAAUCGCCUCUGCUCAAAGUAGGGCUUUGGCAUCCUGUUCUCCCCCUACUACCCCUACACACACACCAACAAACACAACAACACACAGCCAGACCUCAGCCCAGCAACCUGAUGCAGAUCGCUGCAGUCAGAGUGAUUACAGCAGCCCAAAACAAACACAGGCACAGACAUCCUACCACACAACAACUUGGACAGGCACGAGCACUGCCUCCUAUACACCAAUGGGGUCCCAGCAGAAUGGGCGGAGUCACCAGCAGGGUCCUUCCCACCACACCGGUCAUUUCUGGUCUCAACAUCACACUCCCACCUCAUACCCACAGCCAGUCUCCAACCAUCCAGGUCCAGAGUUCUGGUGCUCAAUCUCAUACUUUGAGAUGGAUAUCCAAGUUGGGGAGAUGUUUAAAGUCCUGGCUAAUUGCCCACUGGUAACUAUAGACGGCUAUGUGGAUCCAUCAGGAGGAGACCGCUUCUGUCUGGGGCAGCUGAGCAAUGUGCAUCGAACAGAUGCCAGUGAGCGAGCGAGGCUCCACAUUGGUAAAGGUGUGCAGCUAGAGUGUCGUGGCGAGGGAGACGUAUGGAUGCGAUGUCUCAGUGAUCAUGCUGUCUUUGUGCAGAGCUACUACCUAGACAGGGAGGCAGGAAGAGCACCAGGGGAUGCUGUGCACAAAAUCUACCCAGGAGCAUAUGUCAAAGUAUUUGACCUGCGUCAAUGCCAUAGGCAGAUGCAGCAGCAAGCAGCAACUGCACAGGCAGCUGCAGCUGCACAGGCUGCAGCAGUGGCUGGAAAUAUUCCUGGACCUGGCAGUGUAGGGGGCAUUGCCCCUGCCAUCAGUUUCUCUGCUGCAGCUGGCAUAGGAGUUGAUGAUUUGCGCCGGCUGUGUAUAUUGCGUCUGAGCUUUGUAAAGGGUUGGGGCCCGGAUUACCCACGCCAGAGCAUUAAACAAACCCCAUGUUGGAUUGAGGUGCAUCUCCACCGGGCGUUGCAGCUGCUGGACGAGGUUCUACACACCAUGCCCCUUGCUGAGCCCAGCCCUGCCAACUGACCUGGUAACAGAGCUUAAUCAAACACAGCAUCUCACAAGAAUCCACAACAGGGAACGAUGGAGGAGAGAUGGAGAGAUGAUGAUAUGCUCCAUAGCUUCUCCCGCAUACACAGCAUGCCCACGUGAACAGACAGUGACUCAUGGAAGGAGGCAGACACUUAUGCAAGCUUUCCAUUGCCAUGGCCAGCAGACUGAGUGGACCUUAGUCCUGACCAGUGUAUAGUCCAAUCAUAAGACUGUUGACUCACAUGGAAAUAAAGACCAGGGAAAGAUGUUCUUAAGGCACAGGUGAACAGGAGGCCCUGGAAUUGGUGAAGCGUUGAGUAGCGCUUGCAUCGAGAGAAAUCUGUGGGUCAUCCUAACAAAAAACAAUGAGUCAUGGUAUUCUUGGCCCAGGAUAUGAUUUGAAAUGCUGAGUUAUUCUGUCAGAGCAGUGGUACCACAAACACCAAACUCGGCUAAAUAUAGGUAAUGGACAGACAAUCAUUUUUUACUUUUGUUACAAUGUGUUUUUGUAACCAUGGGAUAGUAUUUUAGCAAAGCGUUUUCUUUUACAACCAAACCAAAGCAACAAAUACUAAUUAAUACGAGCAAAGUAUUUCACUGUUUUUAAUGCCAAAAUGGAUUUAUAGCAUUUUAUAUGCUGCAAAACCAAAAUGGCAGCUUCUUUAUAGUGCAUAGAAAAUGACAACUCUGAGUAAACAAAUCAAAGAAUUUCCUCAUGUUUAAUACAUAUGUCUUGCUCUUUAGGUAUUAGAUCUUUUAUUACUUUUUGGAUUAUUUUGCACCUAAUUUCAUGCUCAUCCCCCUUCUCAUUAUGAAGUCUCUCUUUUAGAUAUUUUAGGUGUUUCUUUCUGUUCCACCCCACCUCCAAUUUUCUGUGCCUUAUUACCCAUGAGUAUAUGCUGUACCUUUGUUAUAUAAAUCUAUGCAAAAAUAUAUUUUUUAGUUUAUUACUGAUUCCAUUUGUUCUCACACACAGACUGACCUAUUCAGUGACUUGACUUUUAGAAGUUUCAGGCAGUUUGAAGCAGUAGAAAGUAGUUCAUUUUUUGCCAUUUUUUUUACAUGCUUUGAUUUUCUUUCUUUCUUGUGUCUCCCACAAGCAUUAUAUGUUCCCUGAUGAACAUUCUUUACUGUCUUAAACAUUUAGGAGCCUUGUAGUUGUUCUUGGUAUUACUUUAAACCAGCUUCAUAGAAUUAAUGUAAUAAGCAAAGUUUGUGUCUGAUUACUACAACAUUCAAAUACAUAGUAGUAAUGAUAGCAAUAUGGCAUUAUUUUCAACAGGUUUCCUAAACUAAGAAAAAUAAAAGUAAUUUAUAGAUUAAGUUCUUUAAGUGGCUGCACACACAUUAGCCAUAGUGACAAGUGGAAUGAUAAACUAAGAACCAAAGGCCCCACACAAGCUUUACUCCAAAGGUAUGACAAGUCAUAUAAUAGUGUAUGCUGUUAACUUUUAUAAGGUAAACCUCACAAGGUUUCCAUUCAUCUUUGUAAACAUUAUUAAAGACAUUGAUUGAACCCAAAACUUUGUUUUAACCCAGUACUUUAGUAUUGUACAGUUUUUAAAAAAAUAAUUAAAGAAAGCAAGCUAUGCUAGUCUGCAAUGAGAGUAAAUAAAUUACAAAACACAGCUUUAGACACAGCCCAGUGUUUGAGUAAACUCCUGGGAUAUUGAUCUGGUCAGUUAAGUAGCAGAGGGGGUUGUUAAUCAGUUUCAGCUGCAUUGGUGUUAAUGAAAUUAACAACAGGUACACUAGAUGGACAACAAUGUGAUGACCCCCAAAACAGGAAUGGUUUUACAGGUGGAGGCUACUGACAUUUUUUCCCUACUCAUCUUUUCUGACUAUUUUUCACUAGUUUUGUAUUUGGCUAGGGACAGUGUCACUACUGGUAGCAUGUGGUGAUACCUAGACCCUACAGAGGUUGCACAGGCAGUCCAACUCCUCCAGGAUGGCACAUCAAUAAAGUUUUCAGUGUCUCCCAGCACAGUCUCAAGAGCAUGGAGGAAAUUUUAAGAGACAGGCAUUUACUCUAGGAGAGCUGGACAGGGCCGUAGAAGGUCCUUAACCCAUCAGCAGGACUGGUAUUUGCUCCUUUGUGCAAGGAGGAACAGGAUGAGCACCGCCAGAGCCCUACAAAAUUACCUUCAGCAGGCAACUGGUGUGAAUGUCUCUGACCAAGCAAUCAGAAACAGACUUCAUGAGGGUGGACUGAGGGCCCAACGUCCUCUAGUGGGCCCUGUGCUCACUGCCCGGCACCGUGGAGCUUGAUUCAAGAUUCCAGAUUCAAGAAGCUUUUAUUGUCAUUUCAACCACAUACAGCUGGCGCAGUACAUAGUGAAAUUAAACAACGUUUCUCCAGGACCUGGUGCUACAUAAACAUACAACAACAAGUUCAAUACAAAACAACAAACAACACCACAGAGCUAGGACAGAAGUUUGUCUUAGCCACGUAAAGUGCACAGUGUGCAGCUAGGUGCAAACAGAGCAUAGACAAGACAGUGCAAAAAAGACAAUGAUUGGCAUUUGCUAUUGAAGACCGGAAUUGGCAGGUCCGUCACUGGUGGCCUGUGCUUUUCACAGAUGAGAGCAGGUCCACCCUGACCACAUGUGACAGACGUGUAAGAGUCUGGAGAAGCCGUGGAGAACGUUAUGCUGCCUGUAACAUCGUUCAGCUUGACUGGUUUACUGCUGGGUCAGUGAUGGUCUGGGGAGGCAUAUCCAUGGAGGGACACACAGACCUCUACAGUUUAUACAAUGGCACCCUGACUGCCAUUAGGUAUCAGGAUGAAAUCCUUGGACCUAUUGUUAGACAUGGGUUCCUCCUGGUGCAUGGCAAUGCCUGGUAUGCAGGCAGUUCCUGGAGGGUGAUGGAAUUAAUAUCAUUGAAUGGCCCCCACGCUCACCUGACCUAAAUCCAACACCUCCGGGACAUUAUGUUUCGGUCCAUCCGACACCACCAGGUUGCACCUCAGACUGUCCAGGAGCUCAGUGAUGCCCUGGUCCAGAUCUGGGAGGAAAUACCCCAGGACACCAUCCGUCAUCUCAUUAGGAGCAUGCCCGACAUUGUCAGGCAUGCAUACAAGCUCAUGGGGGGCAUACAAACUACUGAGUAUCAUUUUGAGUUGCUGCAAUGAAAUUUCAGAAAAAUGGACUAGCCUGCUGCAUCAUUUUUUCACUUUGAUUUUCGGGGUGUCUUUGAAUUCAGCCCUCUGUAGAUUGAUAAUUUCCAUCAAACGAUGUGGCAUCCCAUCAUUCCUAACACAGUAUGCAGUCCAUAUCAGUAUAGAUAUCCAGCAUGAAAUUUUUCCCCAAUGAGAUCUGAUGUGUUUUCAUAAUGUUCCUUUAAUUUUUUUGAGCAGUAUAUUAUAUUAAUCUUAUACAUUUAUCACUAUAGCUGUUUCUUAUACACUGUCAAUUUAAUUCUGUAAGUGUUUAAUGAAAGCUUUUAUUGUCAUAGGUAUAUACAAAAGUUGUACAUUUUCUAGUAUCUUUUCAUCAAAAGUUGUUAUAAAAGCAGUGCCAGAUCAGAGUUAGCCUUGGUGCAGUAGUGCCCAUGAAUUGGAGAGGCAUAUACGCACAUUGCUCAAAAGACUUGACUUAUUAUUAUUGAGUAUGAUUAGUAGCUUCAACAGUUGAGUCAGGCUGACUUAGCUUGCUUACUGGUGCUUGUCCCACACAUUCUGGAGUACGAUUAUCUGUUCUUUCUUUGUAUACUGGAUGUUAAGGCAUUUCUAGAGCAAUUCAGUGAUAUUUACAUGUUUAUUGAAUAUGUUAUUGAAAUAUAUACACUACCAGUCAAAAGUUUGGACACACCUUCUAAUUCCAUGGUCUUUCCUGUUGUUUAUUUCUUUCUACACUGUAAAACAAUGCUGAAGCCGGCCGAAAUACACAAUAAUCUCGUUUGAACAGUUGAUAUUGAGAUAUGUCUGCUACUGAUGCUCUGUAAAGCCUUCAUAACGGCUCUAAUAUGAGGUGCUGUUAAUUGGUGAUUUCUGAGGCUGGUAACUCUAAAUGAACUUCUCCUCUGCAGCAGAGGUAAAUUUUGGUCUUGCUUUACUGGGAUGGUCUUCAUGUGAGCCAGUUUCAUCAUGGUGCUUGAUGGGUUUUGCAAAUGCACUUGACAAUACUGUUCUUGCAAGAACUAUUCCAGAACACCUGACCUUCGUGUCUUAAAAUAACAACUGACUGUUUUUUGUUGUCAUUACAUAUGGAUUACUUAAGUCCAUGUGUGUUAUUUCAUAGUUUUGAAAUCUCCAGUAUUGUUCUAGAAUGUAGAAACUAAAUCCCUAAACAAAAAACAUGUGAAAAAAGCUGUGUCCAAACUUUUGACU
Hemibagrus wyckioides is the source of this 6204-nucleotide messenger RNA. RefSeq names its product SMAD family member 10b (gene smad10b). The record is from RefSeq and is a predicted model, not a curated record. Gene Ontology annotation, cellular component: heteromeric SMAD protein complex. The transcript has 12 exons. Gene Ontology annotation, biological process: anatomical structure morphogenesis; SMAD protein signal transduction; BMP signaling pathway. Gene Ontology annotation, molecular function: RNA polymerase II cis-regulatory region sequence-specific DNA binding; DNA-binding transcription factor activity, RNA polymerase II-specific; I-SMAD binding. Bases 143 to 1867 code for a protein of 574 amino acids. NCBI's taxonomy places the organism in Eukaryota, Metazoa, Chordata, Actinopteri, Siluriformes, Bagridae.